AUGAGUAAACACCUUCCAGCUCGUCGAACGCGUAGCGACCCUGGAUCUGCUGAUCAACCCUCUCGCAUUCCGAGGCCCAUAUUUACUGGCAGUCGUUCGUCCGUUUCGCCUACCAUCACUAAAUCCAGUCCAAAAGGCUCUCGGAGCCCAAAGAUAAAUGUAGCUAAGAAAUCAAAGGUUGUUGAAAAUUCUAAAUCGAACAGUAACAAGCAUUCUACUUGCAUCAAAAUCCAAGAUGCUCCAGCAGAACCUGCGUCUUCUGAAACCGAGCUCGAACAGAAUGAGGGAAUGUCCCCAAUUAAAAAAAUUAAAAUAUUUUUUGAUGACGAAAAUUCAAAAGAGAUUGUAACACCUACCAACAAUGGGAAUGUGAAGGAAGUACCAUCCGUGGAUAGCAAUAGUUGUAACUGCUAUGAGGUUUUUGUUCGCUGUGAGUCUGACGCUUCCAAUAUUUCGAAAGUGGAAGUAUUCAACAAUGCAAUGCCUGUCUUCGAAAAUUCACUGGUUGAUUCCGCUCCACUUAAGGUGGUUUCGAAAGAAAUUUCUGGUACUAACCCUUUCAGAAUGAGUGAAACGAAUCCAUUCAAGGGUGGCACAGAUUGUAAAAAUCCAUUCUUGAAAAUCACUAAUCCAUUCGAGGACACAGUGGAGGAAAUUUCAGCCUUGCAAUCAAAAGGUCAAAUAUCAUCGACUUUAAUUCCUCCCCCAAUUCCUGAGAGACCAUCCCUGAAGGCCAAGCCUGCUUUAUGUCAACAGGAAAUGGAGACUGAAAGUACGAGUUCUGAAAAUAUUUCUCCUAAAAUUGAAAUUUCAAUCAAGAGUGGGAAUGACAAUUGUGUAAUAGACGCUGCUCCGAAAGAAAAUGCCGUCGGCCAAAGAGUCAUCUCUCCCGUGAACAAUCGUGUGGACACCAUCAAGAAGGAUGAGGCCACAAAUGAAGUCACUUUUCCAGAAAAAUCUUCAGAAACCAGCUUCUGGAGCCCUCUUUCUCCUGAAGACUCUGUUAGAUCAAAUCUGCAGCAGUCUCCAGAAACGCAACCAACAGACGGGGUGUCCUCACAGCAACGGCCCAUUGAAGAUAUUCUCCAAGCUCUGGAUCAGCUCGUGCUCUCGGCUCCUCGUGAGGUCGAAAUCAGCAUCGAUUGGGGCACCCGGGGCCACGUCAACAUCCGAGAGAAAGCUGUUGUCCCCUCGACUGCUUCCGGCAACGGAAGUACGCCCUGCGAGAUGGACGGACUCAGCGACGAUCGGCGACGCUGCAUCGAAGAUCUCCUGAAGGAAGUGGACGAGUGUCUGCGCAUGCAAAAAGGUAGGAUAAGAUCAUUUUAAGGUAUUGUUUCAAACUGUUAUCAGCAUAGCUUUACAGUGCCCUUUCUUCAAGAUAUAAAGAGCUUUUAGUUUUUAUUGCAUAUUAUAGGUCGACAGAC
Messenger RNA from Stegodyphus dumicola, 1427 nucleotides. RefSeq lists its product as uncharacterized. The record is from RefSeq and is a predicted model, not a curated record. NCBI's taxonomy places the organism in Eukaryota, Metazoa, Arthropoda, Arachnida, Araneae, Eresidae. Gene Ontology annotation, molecular function: protein binding.